UGAUGUCUGCCACUUGACUGAUAAAAGGUUUAUGUGAAACAACAGAACAAGGCGGCUCUCAUGGGACUAACUCUUGUCUAUUCAUAUAUAGAUAUAUCUUUUUGUAGUUGUUUUUUUGACCGGAACUGUUGCAAAAUUGCAUUUUUGUUGUAGUGAUCUAUGAUGCUCUCUCUAUAUAUUGUCCGCAAGCCUUUACUUGAUCUCUACAACCAUAAGCUCCUCCUCCUCCUCAUUCCCCAACCUCUAAAGAACAGUUAGAGCACCAUGAACCAGAAAUUCAAGAAAUCCCAAAUUCUAAUGCUUUCUCUAUUAGCUGCAUUACUUUCUAUCACACCCUUCUUAUCAUCCUCACUAAGGCCUGCUUAUCUCUACUUCAUCUUUAAUCUUCUCAUUAUAGCACUUGCUGUCGAAGCCGGCUUCCUCUCGGUUUUGUCCAAGCCAUUGGAGGAAAAAAGGCCUGCUGUUUCUGCUGCAACCAAGCCUUUGGUAGCUGGAUCAGCACAAGAAGGCUCUGCUGAGGCUAAGGCCAGUGUCCUUGAAUUCAGUGAGAAGGCUGGGCCGAAAGUUAUGGAGAAAUCGUCGUCAGAGAAAGUUGUGAGUUUGAGUAUGCUGGAUAAAGAAGUGAAGAAGUGUCCUUCCAUGCCUAGCCUUUUCUUCAUUGGAGGUGGUGAGAUUGAAGCUGAAGAAGUGGCUGCAGAGGAGAUGGAGUGUGAAGGGGAAGAAGAUGAAGAAGUCAUGGUUCCUAGUGGACAAGAGUUGUUCACCAAAGCUGAGAUUUUCAUUGGGAAUUUUUACAAACAGUUGAAGAUGCAGAGGGAAGAAUCAUGGAAGAAGAUUCAUGGGUUUUAUCAGAAAGCAUUCUAGGAAUUGUUUUAUGCUUGCACAAUCUUGUCUAUCAUACGAUUAAUCAGUCUUAGGAUCAUUGGUCUCAUUGGGGUAUGUAGAUAUUUCUGUUUCUACUAGUUUGUAGCAGAAGUGAUCAUGCUUGUCAUUUCUAUUUCUCUUCACAUACAAUUCCUAAUUAUGUAAAUUGUUCAUGUUUAAAUCUUUCAACAGCAGUUCAGAUAAAGUUGUUU
Molecule: messenger RNA, 1076 nt
Organism: Tripterygium wilfordii
Lineage: Eukaryota; Viridiplantae; Streptophyta; Magnoliopsida; Celastrales; Celastraceae
Exons: 1
Coding region: 265-864 (199 amino acids)
Source: RefSeq, a predicted model, not a curated record